Pecten maximus is the source of this 1487-nucleotide messenger RNA. RefSeq lists its product as uncharacterized. The record is from RefSeq and is a predicted model, not a curated record. Bases 16 to 903 code for a protein of 295 amino acids. NCBI's taxonomy places the organism in Eukaryota, Metazoa, Mollusca, Bivalvia, Pectinida, Pectinidae. Gene Ontology annotation, molecular function: peptide-O-fucosyltransferase activity. Gene Ontology annotation, biological process: Notch signaling pathway; regulation of Notch signaling pathway; protein O-linked glycosylation via fucose. The transcript is spliced from 5 exons. Gene Ontology annotation, cellular component: endoplasmic reticulum.
UCAUCCAUUGGAGACAUGGUUUGUUUUCUCUGUAUCAGCGUUAUUUUAGUCCAGUUGCUUGCAUUGCUCACUGUAGUGGGAUCAACUGAUGACCUUUCACCUGAUGGGUCAAGGGUAACACCUCAUGACCUUGAAUGGGAUGAAAGAGGCUACAUUCUGUUUUGUCUGUGUAUGGGUCGGUUUGGGAACCAAGCAGAACAUUUUUUAGGUGGUCUGGCAUUCGCUAAAGCUGUGGACCGGACCUUAAUUCUUCCUCCAUGGCGGACAUAUAAAAAUGUGCCCUUUAAUGAAUGGUUUGAUGUGACUUCUGUCGGAGAGUAUCACAGAGUGAUUACAGCCGAGGACUUUAUGGAGAAGCUGGCCCCUAAGUACUGGCCCCAAGGGAACAGAACGGGGUACUGCUUUGGUUACCAAGGGUCAAGUGACCCCCCUCCCCCGUGCCAAGGUCGGACAACCGCUGAAGUCAGAUUUGAAUGUGGGACCCCGCCACUGAUAAUUGCUGUCAAUCUCUACUAUUUACGUCGCUUCAUUCCUAAUUCACAAUCCGUUGAUUUUACUGAGAUUGUGGAGCUAUUUGGAGGAAGGUACAUGAUGUUCCUCUUCACCCUUGUUCGACCUGAUUCCUCGGAAAAUGGACCCGGUCAUUACAUGUCCUAUGUCUUCAGGCCGGAUGGGGGUGGAGAAGUUGACAGUGAUGGGAUACCAGUAGGAAAUUGGAACUGGUAUCCUAAUAAUGAAAAUGGAGACCUAAGGCCCUUGACACCUGGACAACCAGACCCUGAGGGAACCAUUCCAAGCUAUGUUUACUUCAUCCUGGUUCCUCCGUCCUCCUCUGGAGGGGCCACUUCUUCUGGUCGGGGAGAACAGUGUCCAAAAAAGGAGGGAGAAGACAAUGAGGAGUAGCUAUAUACUGUAUUUGACCUAAUAAGGGUGCAGGGCGCGGAUAAUCCACACUGGGGGCGCCCUUAUUAAGAUUCAAAUUGCUGAUAAAAAUUGAACACAUGAAGUAGCAAAACAUUUCACAUGAUGUAUUACUUUUUAACACCAUUUUGACACUCAUUCAAAGAUUUUUUUCUUGAAAAAAAGGUAGGGGCGCCCUUAUUAGGGCAGGCUCCCUUAGUAGGUCAUAUAUGGUAUAUAUAGACAGUUGACAGUGAUUACACCUGAAGAGCUUGUUGUCAAAGCAUGUGAAAGUGCUUGUGAUUUUCUGAUUUGUGUUAGCUCACCUGGUCCGAAGGACAAAGGUGAGCUUAUGCCAUACCGUUGCGUCCGUCGUUCGUCGUCCGUCCGUCCGUCAACAAUUGACUUCUUCUUCAAAACUGCUGAUCAGAAUUUGACCAAAUUUGGUCAGAAGCAUUCCUAUGGGGGUGCAACUAAAAAUUGUACGAAUGGUGGGGCUGACCCCCCAGGGGCUUGAGGGGCGGGGCCAAAAUGGGUCAAUAUAGCUAUAUUGAUAUUAACAACUUUUUCUCUAAAACAAAGCAAUG